UUUUGGAGGAAAUCGGGUGUCUUUCUUGUUCAUUAAAGAUAAAGUAAUCAGUGAUUAUGAAGCCCUACUUAGCAUUGUUGGUGACUGCGUUUGGGCUGGGAUUGGUUUGUUCUGUUGUCCGGAUGGAGAACGUAACAUCCACUGACAACUCAAUACGUGGUGAAAAUACAACAACGAACACAACGUAUUCUACGAUUAAAAAUGCAACUAAACAGGGAUCAAUUUACACAACAGAUUCAACGACAAUAAAUCCAACUAGACAAGAAGUUACAAAAUCCGAUUCAACUAAAACAGAAGUAACAAAAACAACAGUCUCGACGCCGAGAAGUGCAUCUAUACCAGAAGUUACAAACAAAUCAGAUUCAAUAAACAAAAUGAUAACAGCGUCAUUUAGCACAACAUCAAACGCUUCAUCGACAAGGACACCAACGAUAAUACCUAGCAUAACAACUAUCACAACGAUAACACCUACCGCAACGAUAACACCUACCGCAACGAUAACAACUACCACAACGAUAACAACUACCCAAAAGAUAAAACCUACCAUAACAACCGAACCAGAAAUAAAAGAACAAAAAUCAUGUAACGAGAUGCCUUCGUCAACAAAACAAAAUCCAUCACUUACUCCAAUCCAAGACCAAUCUGAUGUCAUCAAACUAGUAGAAAAAGAGCAAAAACCAUGCAACAGGACGCUUCCGUUACUGUCGCCGGAAGAAAUACAUAAACUUAGGAUGGUCUUCUUUGGGCUGCCGAUUGGUUUAGCUAUUGUUCUGCUUGGUCUGCUGAUCGCUGUCCUGAUAUACGUAACAAGAAAACAUCUAAAGAAACGUCAAGGAAUAAAUUCAUACUUUCUAGAUGAAGAGACUGGAGGCGGUAUAGAGGAUAAAGAAGGUAAACCUGUUGAAGAAGGACAAGAAUCCAAAACCAAAGACGCCGAGGGUAAAAGCGAAGAUCAAAAAGAAAAGACAGAGCAAGACCAAAAGGCCGAGGAAAACACCGGACAAAUUUCUGACUCGAAGACAGAAGAGAAGACAGAAAACGAAAAUGGGACAAAACAGGAAAAGAAAACAGAAGAAAAUUCAAAUCAAACGUCAACGGAAACAUCAGAGCAAAAGGUAGAGGCAAAUGUUCAGAAGGACAAAGAAAUUGAACAAACACCCCAAACCAAAGAAGAAAACAAACCUGCAGCUCUCUCAGCUGAAACAGGUAUCGCAUCAGAACAAAAUGUAACUUCAAAACCCACAGAACCAGUGAAGAACGGAAAGGAAACCACGGAUGAAAAGAGCAAAGAAUUGACGGAUAAAAAAGACCCGAACGUUGAAAAGACUGAGAAAGAGGCUGGAGCAGAUGGAACUACGAAGACUGAAGACGAUGCUGAUGCAUUUCAGACGUCGAUUGAUAUUUUGACCUCGUUUAUUAAGGAAACUGAGAAUAUCUGCGAAGAGAAAAAGAAUGGAAAUGAAAAGAAAGAUGAAGAAAAUAAAAAAAUUGAGCCAACUGAUUCAGCGUCAGGGGACACUAAGAACUUGACGGAUCAGAACAGUGGUGGGGCGCUUGAUUCCGUCAAAUCGACAAAUGACCAAUUAAAAGCAAGCACUGAAAAAACGGAAGUUAACGCUGAAACAAUACCGGACAGCAGUUCAGUGACAGAAAGCAAAACAGAUGCAGAAACGAACGAGAAAGAUUCCUUACAAUCUAAAAAUGAAGAUUGUAAAUCGGAGAAGAAAACUGAAGAUUUAAGCAAUACAGAGCAAGCGGCAUGCGACAAAAACGAAAAACCAUUAAAAGCUGAAGAUCCACCUGACAACAAAUCUGACCCACCCCUCCCACCGCCACCGGAACUAGAUACGACCGAGAAUCUGUCAGAGGAACAUCCCGAGCCCGAUCUGCCCCUACCCCCAGAGGUAUCCAACGAUGUCCAAAGCUCCUCCGGAGAGUCCAAUGAAGACGACUCCGAAUGAUUUCAAGUUUUAAUGUUCACGAGUACUGUUAGGUUCAGACAAUUUAAAACAAGUCGAAAGUCUUGUAUGUUUGUGUAUUUGAUAUUACCAUUAAUCGGCAUUUUUGAUGCAACCUAAGGUUUAUGCAAUUUUGCUUGUUAAUAGCUUUCCCCUAAAUUUUGUUAUGUAGAAAAAGUUUAUCCCUUAAAUAAUCAUUCUUCUCGAGUUUAAAUAUGUUAUUCUUUCAAUUGUUAAAUAUACUUUCGAUCAUUUCAUCAAAAUGCUGUUCAACUUGAUUGACCUCAUUAUCUGAUGCAUUUAAUUAGCGCAAUUUCGAUUUCUUAUAAUCUUCUUGUUAUAUGUCAGUAGUUUUAAACCUUUCAUAGCCAAUUUACUCGAAAGAUGUAUAAAGUACAGUAUAUUGUAAGUAAUAAAUAAAUCAAACUCUCA
Molecule: messenger RNA, 2390 nt
Organism: Saccostrea echinata
Lineage: Eukaryota; Metazoa; Mollusca; Bivalvia; Ostreida; Ostreidae
Exons: 3
Coding region: 57-1961 (634 amino acids)
Source: RefSeq, a predicted model, not a curated record